UUGAAUAUAACUUUAUGUCCGACCAAUAUGACUUGUGAAAUAAUGAUGUUUGACGAUUUUCAAAAUAUGAAAAUGCUAGAUUCUAAAGGACGUUUUGAAAAACCUCAGAAUUGCAUUCCUCAAAAGUGUGAAACUUGUGCAAAGAAAACUCAGGAUUUAUUGAUUCAUAUGCAAUCUCAUAUUGAGACAACGCAACAAUGUAAAAUAUGUUUUACAACAUUUUUUAAUUUUUCUGCUUUAUCAUCACAUUUUAAAACACAUGUUAAGAAGAGUUUAUUUCAAUGCCCUUUAUGUGGCGAUGUAUUUUCUGAAUCUUUACAUCUUAUUCGACAUGUGAUAUUUCAUAUUCCAAAUUUUGAAACACAAUCAGCGAAUGAUGCUACUUCACAAUUUUUGUAUGAUGAUAAUGUGAAUGCAAAUGAUAUUAGUGAAAGAGAAAAUAAUUUGGGAGUAGAUAUUGAAGAAGCACAAAUAUCUGAAUUGAAUGACAGUUUAUUAUUGACUUCAAACAAAUGUGUUGCAAAUAUAAAUUUAAACAACACAUAUCCAGAUAGUAUAUCAGUCUCCAUCAGUAACAAGUCUCCAUGUAUAAAUACAUCAGAAAUAAAUAUUGAUAAAAUUGUAAGCAAUGUAGACACUGAAUGUAAAGACAAUUAUAUUGCUUCAUUAGAGAAAAUUGAAGAAAAUAUCAUUCCUCAAAAUUAUGAACUUGACAACCAAAAAUUACAGAAUGUUGAUUUACCUUCAGUUGAAAAUUCACUAUCACCUAUUACAGAAAACCAGAAUAAGUUGUCAAAGAAAGUAAAGAAAAAACGAAAUAUUUUUUGUGAAAUAUGCAAAAAAUCAUUCAAAGAGGCAGGUGCCCUAACAGUUCAUUUGAGAACGCAUACAGGAGAAAAACCUUUUACAUGUAAAUUGUGUGCAAAAUCUUUUAGUGACCAAAGUAAUCUCUCAGCACACAUGCGUGUCCACACAGGUAUAAAACUUCAUAAAUGCAAUAUAUGCGAUAGAAGCUUUGGCCGAGCAACACACCUUAAAAAUCAUUUAAGAACUCAUACUGGUGAACGUCCAUUUAAGUGUGAGAUAUGCAGCAAAUCAUUUGCUUCACCUGAUACAUUAUCAAUGCAUAAAAGGAUUCAUACUGGAGAACGUCCUCACCUUUGCACUCAGUGCGGUAAAACCUUCAGACAACCAGAUAGUUUCAUAAAGCAUAUGAGAGCUCAUUCGGGAAUGCGGCCACAUAAAUGUGAAACAUGUAAUAGAACUUUCUCAGAAAAAAGCGCUUUAAAAAUUCAUUUAAAAACUCAUACUGAUAAUCAACCAGUAAGUUGUACCGUGUGUGGUAAAAAAUAUAAGUAUUUUAACACCUUGAGCAUGCAUAUGAGAACUCAUACAGGUGAUAGCCCUUUUAAGUGUAAGAUUUGCUGUAAAUCAUUUAUACUCGCAAGAACAUUAUCUGAUCAUAUGAGAUCUCAUACAGGUGAACGACCAUUUCAUUGCAAUAUUUGUGGCAGGAGUUUUGUUCACAAUAGUGCUCUUUGGGCUCAUUUACGAGUUCAUUCCGGAGAACAUCCUUAUAAAUGUGAUAUUUGUGAUAAGACUUUCAAUCAAUCAAGUAACUUAAAAGUUCACAAGAGAGUUCAUACUGGGGAACAUCCUUAUAAAUGUGAUGUAUGUGAUAAGGCCUUUACCCAGUCUAGCAACUUGACUGUUCAUAAAAAGAUUCAUAUGGAAGAGCAAGUAGUUCAGAAGUGCAAUUUCUGUGGAAAAUGUUUUAAUAGUGCUAAAACCCUAAAUAAGCAUAUACAAGAACAUGAUCAGAAAGGAAAAUAAAUCAUACGAAAAAGAAUGUGAAUCUCAAGGUUUUACUCAUACUA
Ctenocephalides felis (cat flea) is the source of this 1877-nucleotide messenger RNA. RefSeq names its product zinc finger protein 2 homolog. Bases 28 to 1833 code for a protein of 601 amino acids. Gene Ontology annotation, biological process: regulation of transcription by RNA polymerase II. NCBI's taxonomy places the organism in Eukaryota, Metazoa, Arthropoda, Insecta, Siphonaptera, Pulicidae. Gene Ontology annotation, molecular function: RNA polymerase II cis-regulatory region sequence-specific DNA binding; DNA-binding transcription factor activity. The record is from RefSeq and is a predicted model, not a curated record. The transcript has 2 exons.